UCAGACCCAUUGGUAUUGUGCUUUUGAAGCCAAUGGUGAUGCUUGCUUUCUACCCGGACCUCACAAUUAUUCUUACGCUGACAGGGGGAAAAUGGAGUUGGUGGUCCUCGCAUAAGUUCUUCUCCUUUUCCAACUUUCUCGAGGUUAUUUUUGCCUUCAAAAUCCUCUUCACUGCUGCUUGCUAACUCCAUCUGUCCCCUUGUCUGUCUACUCUUGUUUUGCCAAAAUGGAAACAGGCAGAGCUGAGGGAAAGAGGAGCUUAAAUUACUACAAUAACAUGGUGGAGGAGGCUGAAGAGGAGGAGGAUGAAGCUAGCGAGUUAGGAUUUGGCGAGGAUGAGAAGAAGAGAGAAAUGACUCCCGCAUCUAGCAGGAGAACAUCAUCUGGCAGUGGAGGGUCAACGCUGAUUACUUGCCAGGCGGAUAAUUGCAAUGCUGAUUUCACCGAAGCCAAGCCGUACCACCGGCGCCAUAAGGUCUGCGAAUUUCAUGCCAAGGCUCCGGUUGUCAAUGUUGGUGGACUCCAUAAAAGGUUCUGCCAGCAAUGCAGCAGGUUCCAUAUGCUAUCAGAGUUUGAUGAAAACAAAAAGAGUUGUCGGAAACGUCUAGCUGGUCACAAUGAGAGGCGUCGGAAAAGCUCAUCCGAUUCUUAUGGAGAAGGUUCACAUUGAAAAGUAUUUAUGUUAAUUGGCAGCAAGCUUAAGAAAGGGACUCCCAGCCGAUAAAAUCCUAUAUAUAUUAUAAGCUUAUUAUUAAAAUGAAUCAAAGAUCUGUGUUAUGGCUCUCUAUCUUCUGUCAAGUGUUAAUCGGCUUUAAUUAUGCAUUACUGCUCUAUAAUCUAUCCGUGCUCUGAAACAAUUAUGCCAACAGCAUUUUGGCACGACCCAAUGAUUAUGCCUUCCUUAUGGUUGUCAUUCUAGGUCUGUAUCAUUCUAUCUAUAAUAAUGACUACCCUUUAUGGCA
Carya illinoinensis is the source of this 962-nucleotide messenger RNA. RefSeq names its product squamosa promoter-binding protein 1-like. The coding region runs from base 227 to 670 and encodes 147 amino acids. Gene Ontology annotation, molecular function: DNA-binding transcription factor activity; DNA binding. The record is from RefSeq and is a predicted model, not a curated record. The transcript is spliced from 2 exons. Gene Ontology annotation, biological process: flower development. Gene Ontology annotation, cellular component: nucleus. Lineage: Eukaryota; Viridiplantae; Streptophyta; Magnoliopsida; Fagales; Juglandaceae.